CUACAAUCAGAGAUCUAUUAAUAUUUUGACAUUUUCCUUUUCUUGAUCUUGACAGCCUGCGUAUUAUAACAUCUUCAUGAUCUUUUUUGGGUCUCUUUCCUCGAUUAUCGAUCGACAAAAUCCAGAGAAGUGCACACCAACUGUUUGUCUUUUUUGCUUCACUCGCCAGACUUCGAUUUGACGUUUCAUCUUGUUUGUUUUUUAUGAUAAAAAUGACUAUGUCUGCUGACGACAUCUUCCGUGUUCUCGAGGCUGAUCUGGAGUUUGUUUCCGCUCAUGAACUCAAGGCCAUGACAUCUCUAGGUGGAGGAGUGUACGGUUUAAAUCCACCGAUGACUUGUAAGUCGAGUUCUUUUGAUGCUUUACAAGAGGUUAUGGAGGUGCCAAAGACCAAGAAACUGAAACUGUCUGCUAUGGAGGACGCCGGUGGUUACUCAGAUGGGCAGCAGAAGGUAUCGCAUAUCACGGUGGAGAGGAACCGAAGGAAACAGAUGAACGAAAACUUGUCUGUUCUCCGUUCACUUAUGCCUUGCUUCUAUGUCAAAAGGGGUGAUCAAGCAUCGAUAAUCGAAGGAGUAGUUGAUUACAUCACAGAAUUGCAACAAAUUCUACAAUCCCUAGAGGCCAAAAAACAAAGAAAAGUUUACAGUGAAGUUUUGAGCCCUAGGCUUGUUUCAAGCCCCAGGGCCUUAUCUCUCAGCCCCCAGAAACCGCAGCUUAGCCCUAGGCCAAGCCUGCCGAUUAGCCCCAGAACCCCACAACCAUACAUGUACAGGCUGCCGCCACCUUCACCUUCACCUUCAACUACUUUCAUAACUUCAGACAGUGCUAAUGAGCUCGUUGCUGCAAAUUCAAGGUCAUCCAUGGCUGAAGUUGAGGUCAAGUUGGUGGGUGGUAAUCUUCUUCUAAAGACGUGUUCAAAGCGGGUACAAGGCCAAACGACGAAAGUAAUAGCGGUUCUUGAAAAGCUACCUCUUGAAGUUCUUCAGGCUAACAUUAGUAUUGUUGAUGAAGCCAUGGUUCACACCUUUACGAUCAAGAUUGGAGUUGACUGCCAACUAAGUGCAGAAGAACUUGCUGAACACAUUCAACACACAUUCGGCUAAUCGUUAGUCUUCUUUUGAGAUCACCACUAUGUGUCAUGUUAUAUCCAAUGCAAUGUGCAUGAUAUCCAAACAAUUAAGAAGGCUAGAAAACAAGAAAACUCCAUCACCCAAUAAUAUAGUUAGAGCUUGUUGAUUAGUUUAUUAACUUCUGUAUUGAUCAUCCCCAACUUUUGUAGUAAUAUUGGUGUUCGAACCUUAAGAGUUUUGACAUCGGUUGCCAAUUUAUUGGUGUGUGUGUG
Lactuca saligna is the source of this 1345-nucleotide messenger RNA. The record is from the annotation of a GenBank genome assembly. Lineage: Eukaryota; Viridiplantae; Streptophyta; Magnoliopsida; Asterales; Asteraceae.